GUGGAUAGACAUGUAGAUCUUCUAGAAGUUGCCCAGGAAACUGAUGGGUUUUCAGGAAGUGACCUAAAAGAAAUGUGUCGAGAUGCUGCCCUCCUCUGCGUCAGGGAAUAUGUCAAUUCUACAUCAGAAGAAAGUCAUGAUGAAGAUGAAAUCCGGCCUGUGCAGCAGCAGGACCUGCAUCGGGCAAUUGAAAAGAUGAAGAAAUCAAAGGAUGCAGCUUUUCAGAAUGUUUUGACUCACGUUUGUUUAGACUAGGAGUAAAGAUCAUUUGUACGGUUCCAUGAUCUCAUGGGAUGCACUCUCAUCCUUACAGCAGUGAGGGAGAUCCAUGCUUGUGGUUUUAUACUCAGAUACUAAGUUAGUAAGGUCUGUUAUAUAAACUGUUAUAUUACUGCUUGUCAGAAAUCAUGAAGAGGAAGUUGAGUCCAGCCUGAGUGUCGGUGCUUGUUUGACCUUUUUAGCCAUACGCUGUUACAGCCUUAUAGAGUGUAAGCUGGUCUUAAAGUAGUAAAUGAUUUGUUGAGUCAUUAGUGAGAAAUGGGAUGUGGUUAGGUGCUGGUUUCUAGACAUGUGAGUAUGAAUGUGAGUAUGUAUGUAUGAGUGUAUAUUAAAUGUAUAUAUCCACAGGUUUUUUUAAAUAUUCUGUAGAUAGGUUUGAAUACAGAAGCUUUUUUUUUUUUUUUUUUUUUUUUUUAUUUUAACCCUAACUACGGAAUCCAAAAGCACUAGAUAGUCAGUAGCAAAACUAGGAUUUAAGGCAGGAUCUGACAGGUGCAGUGUGAUUCAGCCAUUCCUAGUUGUCACUUAUUUUGGCCAGUUUUAAGUUGAAAAUUUCCUCUGCAGUUGGUUGAAUCAACCACAUCUGAAUAUGUCCAUGUGUCUCAAUGGUUGUCGGGAGAGUCAAAGACAAACACGAUCUGCUCAGUGGUCAGCAUUGAUUCACCACAUUGUCCUCUAAGACUGAGUAUAAUUUUUAGAGUUUUUACACUGAUUUACAUUAAGAAGGGUUGAAAACCUUCAAAACAAUGGGUUUGAGAAACCUCAGUGCUCUUUAAUACGUGUAUGUGACUCUCAUUGUAACAGUUCUAUAACUGUAUUUGUUAAAUGUUGCUUGAAAGUUACACGUUCUUUAAUUAUGUUCAAAUUUAAUUUGGUCACCAAAAUAAAAUGAUAGUAUAUAUAAAUAGUCAUUACUAAAUGUGCUAAAAAAUGCUCAUUUGGUAACUUUAAUUUAAAAUUUUUCUCAGCAUAGUAUAAAUUGUGUACAAAUACACAUCCGAAUUCUUGUGUUGUAUCUGUAGUCCCUUGAUGUUAUGUGAACCACAUAUAAAACUUCUUUUUUCAAACCUCCAGUAACCAGAAUUCUGCUGCAGGUACCUCAGCAUAUGACAAAGCAAGAAGAUAAUGCCACAGCACAGUCUUAUGGUGCCUCUGAAUCAGCAGAAUGAUUAAAUUAUGGGAAAAAAAAAUGCUUUGUUUUUAUUAUUUGUUUUAUUUUUCUUUGAAAACUAAAUUUCCAUGUGUUUGUUGGAUUAAUUUCUCUAGUGAUGUGUCUCACAAGAACCUGCUGGACACUUUGUUUCUCCAUUUGUGCUUUGGUGGUUGUAGAUUGCAGGAGAAUACUUAGUAUGACAGAAAGCAGCAAGCCAUGCGAUAUUGUGAAGACGAUGGGAAAUGAAUGCUAAUACAAGACACCAAGAAACAUGUCCUGUUUUUAUAAUUUACAAUAAAAGGUCUUUCCUUUUGAUUCUUUUCUUUCCACUAAGUCCUUGAUCUGUUUCAGUUACUUUAAAUUGUGGGUUUUGUUGUUGUUUAUAAAAUUUGUGUUUGGGCAGUUUUUAUCUUGCAUUUGAGAUUUCACACUUUUAUAGCAGACAUUUUAAUAUUGAAUUAUUCUGUUUUAAUAUGAGUUUCAGUAAUUUAAUUUUAAUGUAAUGGCAUGUUCAGAAAUGAGUGAUGUGUAUACUUUGUGUCUUUUCAUCUUCUAUUAAAUUCAGAUUAUCCAAUUA
Messenger RNA from Psammomys obesus (fat sand rat), 2009 nucleotides. Its product is annotated as outer mitochondrial transmembrane helix translocase. Lineage: Eukaryota; Metazoa; Chordata; Mammalia; Rodentia; Muridae. Gene Ontology annotation, cellular component: mitochondrial outer membrane. Gene Ontology annotation, molecular function: ATP binding; ATP hydrolysis activity. The record is from RefSeq and is a predicted model, not a curated record.